UUCUGUCUCUGUCGCCCUUGUUUUGCAGACUGGUCUUAUAAUAGGGCCAGCAAAGCCCCUAAGGCACUCAGCCACCAUGAAUCCCGAUGAUUCCACUAGUGGGUUCCGGCAUGCCAAGGUGGUAAUGUUCAUCAAUGAGCAAAUGUCCAAGAACUCCAAAGGCCCCGAGUUCUACCUUGAGAACCUGUCCCUGUCCUGGGAGGCGGUGGAAGAAAAGCUCAAAGUCCUCCUGGAGAGUAGCGAGGUACCUCGCGAAGUUCAGGAAGCCUGUGCCUGGGGCAGUCUGGCCUUGGGUAUUCGCUUUGCUUUUAAACAAGCCCAGUUGCAGGGGCGCCGAGUGCAGUGGCUGCAUGACUUCGCCAGCCUGCACAGGUCGGCAGCACAAGGCUUGACAUCAGAUCUGAAGAAGCUCACCGAGCAGCAAGAGAUGGAACGCAAGGAGGCAGCCUACCAGCUCCAGUUGGCCCACACCAAACUAGCAGAGGUGCAGAGAGAUCGCGACUUGAUGAGACUGAAGCUACUACAUGCAAAAUUUGCCACCCCUAUGAGAAUCCUGAGAGACUACAGAGGAUGCCAGCACCAGGUACAAGCAAGGACGUCCACGAGUAUCCAGCUUCUUAACAGGACUCUUCCCCAGCCCCAACUCUCACAGGUCCUGAGGAUGAAGGAGAAGAACCCCAUAGAGACCAACGAGUCUAUAAAGAACAUCCUCCAGGACCCUUCCACAGCAGAUCUGCUGCUGUUGGAUCCUCCACCCCUUUAA
Messenger RNA from Rattus rattus (black rat), 763 nucleotides. It is a transcript of the gene Tex13b, whose product is annotated as testis expressed 13B. The coding region runs from base 77 to 763 and encodes 228 amino acids. NCBI's taxonomy places the organism in Eukaryota, Metazoa, Chordata, Mammalia, Rodentia, Muridae. The record is from RefSeq and is a predicted model, not a curated record. The transcript has 4 exons.